Messenger RNA from Amyelois transitella, 5206 nucleotides. RefSeq names its product mothers against decapentaplegic homolog 3 (gene Smox). Gene Ontology annotation, molecular function: RNA polymerase II cis-regulatory region sequence-specific DNA binding; I-SMAD binding; DNA-binding transcription factor activity, RNA polymerase II-specific. Lineage: Eukaryota; Metazoa; Arthropoda; Insecta; Lepidoptera; Pyralidae. The record is from RefSeq and is a predicted model, not a curated record. Bases 119 to 1447 code for a protein of 442 amino acids. Gene Ontology annotation, biological process: transforming growth factor beta receptor signaling pathway; BMP signaling pathway; regulation of transcription by RNA polymerase II. The transcript is spliced from 12 exons. Gene Ontology annotation, cellular component: heteromeric SMAD protein complex.
UCAAUAUGGCGAAGUUUAUCUAAAUAGCUAGGCAGAUUAUUUUGUGCAAAAUUGUUUAGUUAAUAAUUAUUCAAAUGAUACGUAUAUUUUAACGAUUUUACAAGUGAAGUGUCGCGGUAUGUUUCCGCUUACGCCUCCUGUAGUGAAGAGACUUUUGGGGUGGAAGAAAGGUCCUGAGGGAUCAUCUGCAGCUGAAGAUAAAUGGUCAGAAAAAGCAGUAAAGAGUUUAGUCAAGAAAUUAAAAAAGACUGGAGCUAUUGAAGAACUUGAAAAAGCUAUCUCAAGUCAAAAUAGUCAUACCAAGUGUGUUACGAUCCCCAGAGUGAAGCCAAAUGACAACGUGAUAAACGGACAGUACAGAAAGGGGCUCCCGCAUGUCGUCUACUGCAGGCUCUGGCGCUGGCCGCAGCUGCAGAGCCAGCAUGAACUAAAACCAGUUGACCACUGCGAGUAUGCGUACCAACUGAAGAAGGACGAAGUGUGCAUCAACCCUUAUCAUUACAAUAAGAUUGACCCACCAGCGCUGCCAGCCAUCUUGGUGCCCCGCUGCGAAGGGGAACUCCGCGCGCCGCCGCCCUACACAGACUACACUCAUCACGACACUGACGACCUGAUGCAGUCUGGCGGCGUGGUGGGCGCCCAUAGCGCGAUGUACCUAGAGGCCACUCUGGGCCAGCAAGUGCCUGGGAACACUACUAUCAGGCUGAGCGCCUCGACGGUGGAGACUCCGCCCCCCGGCUACAUCAGCGAGGAUGGCGACCCGAUGGACCACAAUGACAACAUGAACCUGACCCGGCUGACCCCCCCGCCGGGCGCGGGGGCGGCGGGGGCGGCGCCCGUGCUGUACCACGAGCCCGCGUUCUGGUGCAGCAUCAGCUACUACGAGCUCAACACGCGCGUGGGCGAGACCUUCCACGCCAGCCAGCCCUCCAUCACCGUGGACGGGUUCACAGACCCUAGCAACAGCGAGAGAUUUUGUCUCGGUCUACUGUCUAAUGUGAACAGGAAUGAAGUUGUGGAGCAAACCCGCCGGCACAUUGGUAAAGGCGUCAGACUUUACUAUAUUGGAGGCGAGGUGUUCGCGGAGUGCCUCAGCGACUCGUCAAUAUUCGUGCAGAGUCCCAAUUGCAACCAGCGGUACGGGUGGCAUCCUGCCACUGUCUGCAAGAUACCUCCAGGAUGCAACCUGAAAAUCUUCAACAAUCAAGAAUUCGCGGCGCUACUAUCGCAGUCGGUGUCUCAGGGAUUCGAAGCCGUGUUCCAGCUGACCAGAAUGUGCACUAUACGCAUGAGCUUUGUCAAGGGCUGGGGCGCUGAAUACAGACGACAAACAGUGACGUCCACCCCGUGCUGGAUAGAGCUGCACCUGAACGGGCCGCUGCAGUGGCUGGACCGGGUGCUCACUCAGAUGGGCUCACCGCGCCUACCUUGUUCCUCUAUGUCAUAAACGGACAUCAGUGGGCCACAAUCACUCCGGUCAGUGAGUCACCAAUUACCUCCAGGGAAUUCUUAGACAUUACAUAAAAGUAUGAGAAAAAGCUGUAUAUUUGGUAACUAAUGCUAGAAGGCUGAUAACGUGUGUUAAGGCCGACGAAAGGAACUUAUAAUCAUACAUACAUUCAUAUAGUAAGGUCUGUAUCCCUUGCGGGGUAGACAGAGCCGACAGACUUGAAGGCUGAAAGGCCACGUUUGGCUGUGUUAUGUGAUUGAGAUUAUGAACAAAGUGUAAGAAAAUUCUUAAAGCUGUAAAUUUUUAAUUCUUAUACCUUGAUCGAAUUUUGUUCUGGUGAGAGGUCGGGUCGGGAGACUGACUAUCUUCAACCAAUGGGCUUGCACAAAAAGAUUCCUCAACCUUCUACCAAAAGUUACCAAAGAAUACUGUUAUCUCAUGAAGUAUAAUAUACAAUUAAGUGUUGCCAGUAAGAAUACAUUUUUCAUACAACGUAGGGUCGCUCUCAGUUUUGUAAAGGUAUGUUAUAUUUAAAUGGUUUUUUUUGUAGAUUUUCAUAACUAUUUUUAUUAAAUUUCAGCCAAUUAAACGCACGAAGAUUUUUUUUUUUUUGUAUGAUUUGUAUUUUUAUUUUCUUAUAAUUUUUUUAAAUGCAGACACCAUAUUUACAAGAAAUAUGUGUUAUUAACUCUCUUUGGCAAAAAUAUUUUUUUUAAUCAUUUGCAUACAAAGCAAAACUAAGUUGUAUGAGAAAUACUAAGAUUAAGAAACAUAAUUAUGUUAAAAUUGGCACAUUAUUACAUUUCCAAAAACUUUAAAUAUUGAAGUGCAUAGUUCCCUAAUGGUUUAUGUAUCCGUUAUCCGAAACACGAUGUGUUUUUUUUUUUAUAUUACGACGUUAAAAUAUUUUUUAUGUUAAUCUGUAUCUAUAGUUUUUUUUUAUAUAUUUUUAUUUUUAACAACAAUUUCACUACAUACGGGGGAAAUUAAUCCGUAUUUUUUAUAUAAAUGAAUCAGUUCAUACAAGUUUAUUUAUUUAUAUGUUGAUAAAAUACAUAUUUUGUAUAAAAAAUUUUACCACCAAUUUAAAAAAUAUAUAUAAUGUCUAAAUCUAUUGAUUUUGAUAAUCUUGCAUCAAUCACUCUGUUUAUUAUAUUAAAAUCAGUCACAGUUUCAAAGAAGCGCGCUGGUCGCGUGAUUUGAAAUGAAAUGUAUAUGUUUACAGGUUCAAUUUACAUUUUAAAGUGACCGGGAAUCGAACCCAGAACUUCUAACGUAAGAACCUGGCACUUAUAACCACUAUGCCACAGUGGUAAAAGUAGUUAAGAGCACAAGUAAACCUUAUACGAGAAAAUAAUGUGUUUAAAUAUUUUCUUAAUAUGUAGAUGAGUGAGUUUAGAAUGUCGAUAUGGGAAUGGAAUGGAAUAGAAAAAAAAGGAAGUUAAAAUACGAAAAGAAACUGUUUAUGUAUGAAUGUGUGUAUCUUUUCGGAAAAAUGUUUAAAAAAUAUGAAUAACAACCAAAAAAUCAUUUAAAAAAUUCAAUAUCAGAAGUUAAAUGAUCUCAUAGUGUUGCAGUUUAAAAAAAAUGAUUUACAAACUAAUUGCAAUCACUUGGAUUUAUAAAAAAAAUGUCUUCCAAAUAUUUUUUUUCGGACGGUAUAUAGGUAUUUUCUAUGAACCUACUAAGUGGGUAUGAUACAAUCAUUGAUGAAACUUAUUAAAAAUUGUUAAUGACACAUUCAUAUUGGAGAAUUGUUAUAUCAGGAAUGGUGCUAAAGACUGUAUAUGAUUGAAGUGAUAGUAUUUAAGGUUGGUUUUCCAAUAAUUUAUAGUUGUCCAAUGAAAAUAAAAAAUGGCGUUGUGUGAAGAAUGAGAAAGGUCGAGUACUCCCAUAAUAAUUAAUAAUAUUUUUUUUAUUAUAUUAUAGUAUUCUUCCCGUGUAUAAAAUUAGAUUAGAUUUUGCGUGAAAGAGUAACAAACACACACACAUUUACAAUAUUAGUAGGAUUGGUUUGAAAAAUGUCUAUAAAUAGUUGUAACGCAAAACGGGCAAUGCGUAAAAUGUACGUUCGUACAAUAGAAAAUGUUUCUUUAAAGAAAAAUUAUUGGAAAACUAACCUAAUUUGCUAAAGAAAUGGUUAUAGAAUUGUAUACUUAGUUAUAAUUACGAAAUCACAGAUUAAAUUUAUUUUAAUUAGAUUUUUGUGUCGUAUUGGUGUCAUGUGGUUGAAUAUGAUAAAAUUGAUAAAAAUAUAAUAUUCGGUUAUUUUUGUAUUGAUGUCUCCUAUUAGAGAGUUUGAGUUUUAGAAACGAAUAUAGAUGUAGUGUAGCGAGGCAAUUCAGAAUUAUAAAUUACAUCUUUCAGUGGAAAUGGUUCUUAAUAUAAUAUGCGAAAAAGAAACAGUAAAUGACAAGAAACUUAUAAAAAACAAAAUACAAUAUUUUUCGAUAUUGGAGACGAUCUUAUAAUUGAACUAUAAUAUAAUUAUGUAAUAAGCUAUCAUUUAACAGGUUUGAACUGCUUUCAAGAAGCUAUUGUAGAGGAGAUUACAAUAUUUUUCACAAAAUAUUAGCUUUUUACAAAGAAUUGUGUCUAGAUUUUCACAAUGUUAGCUGUAAGCGUCAGUAUAUGUGUAGUCAGUUUGUUUAUAAUAUGGAUUCGUUUCAUGCAUCGAGAUCUCUAGUGUAAAGGAAUGAGUUGAUGAGUUCGCGUAUAUAUUUAAAAAAAACUCGUUAGCCGCAGAAAAAAUCAUGUCAAAAUCUUCAACUUGUUUGUUUGACGCACAAUGUUCGUUGCAAAAUGUACACUAAAAUCUAAUAAGAAAAUAUUGGUUUUUGGGCUAAAUGUUUUCUCAUUUUGUUAUCUGCUUAUAUAAAAAAGUACAUCACAAAAUGAUUAUUUCAUUGUACAUUUUGAUUAUUGUACCUUUUGCGUCGAGGUUAAUUAUAUUGUUUUAAUUUUUAUCAUAUCUUUUUUGUAAUAGUUAAACGCUUCGUUUCACAUUUUUUUUUUGGUAUUCUGAAAAACGAUAUUGAUGUUACAUUUCAUUUUGUUGAACCCUAAAAACAGUUAUAGAAAUAUUUCCAGUUUAUAACCAGCAAUAGACCCGUUUUUAAAAGGUCCGCACGAAUUAAUUACAAAUAUUGCCUUUCGCAUAUUAUUUAUUUGAACAUCAGAUCUAACGUAGAUAAAAUUAAAUUAAAACAUCAAUAUAAUAAUAGCUUAAUUCACAAAUAACAUUUUUUGCUACAUUUUACUUCCAUACAAAUAUAAAUAUAAGUUGUUGUUUUACAAGUCGUAGGUAACGUGGUUAACCCACGUUGAAUGGCAACACUUUUUCAUGAUUCAAUAUAUUUGCAGCCGAAUUUCAUAAGUUUUAGACUCCAAUUUUCGUAAAGAAUCAAAAUCAAUUUAUUUACGAAUAUGGUGACAUAUUGUCUUAAUUUUUCAUUAUAAUGAGAAAAUUGUUCGACUGAAUGAAAUAUUUGCAUUUAAUUUGCACGGACCUUAUAUAUUAAGUUAUACAAUUUCGUUACGUUUAUAUAAAAGUUAAUCGUAUUUAUAUUACAGUUUUUUUUUAUAUUGUGAGAAUAUUUGAAAUUUUAUUAUGUAAAUGCAGUGAUUUUUACUCUUGAUUGUAUAACAAUAAGUUUUGGAGAAAUUAUAUUAUGGCUUCCAACAUUAUUAUGUUUGCUGUUUUGUCGACAUGUAGAUAUAUACAGAACUAUACAAUAAACAUGUGUGGUUUGUAAA